ACAGCCUUUGAAGGUUCCUUUCAAUCCUGCGAUUUUAUGACCUGGUUUCUAAAUCCCCAGUGGAUUAGAAAGGACUGAAGGACUUUUACAGGCUAACAGCAAGAAGAACAAAGUAACUGCAAAAUAUACGGAGAAUUCUUGAAGACAGUAGCUCUUGGUCACCAUAAGUGCUGCAGAGACCCCAAGGUCCAUAUUCUGUUGUAGGUCAGAGCCCAGCACAACAACUCUUCUUCUGGUUCAGCCGCCUAGCGGUUAUGUGGGGUACAGGAAAGAUGAUCCAGCCAUGCAAGAGAGCACCAAUGGUUCUGUGAGGAUUUUACUUCAAAAUACAAAAGCUGGCAGGCUGACAGAGGCGGCCUCAGGACGGACCUUCUGGCUACUGACCGUUUUGCUGUGGUUUUCCCGGAUUGUGUGUAGGUGUGAGAUCAACCAUGAGUUCCGUUGCAGUUUUGACCCAAGAGAGUUUUGCUGAACACCGAAGUGGGCUGGUUCCGCAACAAAUCAAAGUUGCCACUCUAAAUUCAGAAGAGGAGAGCGACCCUCCAACCUACAAGGAUGCCUUCCCUCCACUUCCUGAGAAAGCUGCUUGCCUGGAAAGUGCCCAGGAACCCGCUGGAGCCUGGGGGAACAAGAUCCGACCCAUCAAGGCUUCUGUCAUCACUCAGGUGUUCCAUGUACCCCUGGAGGAGAGAAAAUACAAGGAUAUGAACCAGUUUGGAGAAGGUGAACAAGCAAAAAUCUGCCUUGAGAUCAUGCAGAGAACCGGUGCUCACUUGGAGCUGUCUUUGGCCAAAGACCAAGGCCUCUCCAUCAUGGUGUCAGGAAAGCUGGAUGCUGUCAUGAAAGCUCGGAAGGACAUUGUUGCUAGACUGCAGACUCAGGCCUCAGCAACUGUUGCCAUUCCCAAAGAACACCAUCGCUUUGUUAUUGGCAAAAAUGGAGAGAAACUGCAAGACUUGGAGCUAAAAACUGCAACCAAAAUCCAGAUCCCACGCCCAGAUGACCCCAGCAAUCAGAUCAAGAUCACUGGCACCAAAGAGGGCAUCGAGAAAGCUCGCCAUGAAGUCUUACUCAUCUCUGCCGAGCAGGACAAACGUGCUGUGGAGAGGCUAGAAGUAGAAAAGGCAUUCCACCCCUUCAUCGCUGGGCCGUAUAAUAGACUGGUUGGCGAGAUCAUGCAGGAGACAGGCACGCGCAUCAACAUCCCCCCACCCAGCGUGAACCGGACAGAGAUUGUCUUCACUGGAGAGAAGGAACAGUUGGCUCAGGCUGUGGCUCGCAUCAAGAAGAUUUAUGAGGAGAAGAAAAAGAAGACUACAACCAUUGCAGUGGAAGUGAAGAAAUCCCAACACAAGUAUGUCAUCGGGCCCAAGGGCAAUUCAUUGCAGGAGAUCCUUGAGAGAACUGGAGUUUCCGUUGAGAUCCCACCCUCAGACAGCAUCUCUGAGACUGUAAUACUUCGAGGCGAACCUGAAAAGUUAGGUCAGGCGUUGACUGAAGUCUAUGCCAAGGCCAAUAGUUUCACCGUCUCCUCUGUCGCCGCCCCUUCCUGGCUUCACCGUUUCAUCAUUGGCAAGAAAGGGCAGAACCUGGCCAAAAUCACUCAGCAGAUGCCAAAGGUUCACAUCGAGUUCACAGAGGGCGAAGACAAGAUCACCCUGGAGGGCCCUACAGAGGAUGUCAAUGUGGCCCAGGAACAGAUAGAAGGCAUGGUCAAAGAUUUGAUUAACCGGAUGGACUAUGUGGAGAUCAACAUCGACCACAAGUUCCACAGGCACCUCAUUGGGAAGAGCGGCGCCAACAUAAACAGAAUCAAAGACCAGUACAAGGUGUCCGUGCGCAUCCCUCCUGACAGUGAGAAGAGCAAUUUGAUCCGCAUCGAGGGGGACCCACAGGGCGUGCAGCAGGCCAAGCGAGAGCUGCUGGAGCUUGCAUCUCGCAUGGAAAAUGAGCGUACCAAGGAUCUAAUCAUUGAGCAAAGAUUUCAUCGCACAAUCAUUGGGCAGAAGGGUGAACGGAUCCGUGAAAUUCGUGACAAAUUCCCAGAGGUCAUCAUCAACUUUCCAGACCCAGCACAAAAAAGUGACAUUGUCCAGCUCAGAGGACCUAAGAAUGAGGUGGAAAAAUGCACAAAAUACAUGCAGAAGAUGGUGGCAGAUCUGGUGGAAAAUAGCUAUUCAAUUUCUGUUCCGAUCUUCAAACAGUUUCACAAGAAUAUCAUUGGGAAAGGAGGCGCAAACAUUAAAAAGAUUCGUGAAGAAAGCAACACCAAAAUCGACCUUCCAGCAGAGAAUAGCAAUUCAGAGACCAUUAUCAUCACAGGCAAGCGAGCCAACUGCGAAGCUGCCCGGAGCAGGAUUCUGUCUAUUCAGAAAGACCUGGCCAACAUAGCCGAGGUAGAGGUCUCCAUCCCUGCCAAGCUGCACAACUCCCUCAUUGGCACCAAGGGCCGUCUGAUCCGCUCCAUCAUGGAGGAGUGCGGCGGGGUCCACAUUCACUUUCCCGUGGAAGGUUCAGGAAGCGACACCGUUGUUAUCAGGGGCCCUUCUUCGGAUGUGGAGAAGGCCAAGAAGCAGCUCCUGCAUCUGGCGGAGGAGAAGCAAACCAAGAGUUUCACUGUUGACAUCCGCGCCAAGCCAGAAUACCACAAAUUCCUCAUCGGCAAGGGGGGCGGCAAAAUCCGCAAGGUGCGCGACAGCACUGGAGCACGUGUCAUCUUCCCUGCGGCUGAGGACAAGGACCAGGACCUGAUCACCAUCAUCGGAAAGGAGGACGCCGUCCGAGAGGCACAGAAGGAGCUGGAGGCCUUGAUCCAAAACCUGGAUAAUGUGGUGGAAGACUCCAUGCUGGUGGACCCCAAGCACCACCGCCACUUCGUCAUCCGCAGAGGCCAGGUCUUGCGGGAGAUUGCUGAAGAGUAUGGCGGGGUGAUGGUCAGCUUCCCACGCUCUGGCACACAGAGCGACAAAGUCACCCUCAAGGGCGCCAAGGACUGUGUGGAGGCAGCCAAGAAACGCAUUCAGGAGAUCAUUGAGGACCUGGAAGCUCAGGUGACAUUAGAAUGUGCUAUACCCCAGAAAUUCCAUCGAUCUGUCAUGGGCCCCAAAGGUUCCAGAAUCCAGCAGAUUACUCGGGAUUUCAGUGUUCAAAUUAAAUUCCCAGACAGAGAGGAGAACGCAGUUCACAGUACAGAGCCAGUUGUCCAGGAGAAUGGGGACGAAGCUGGGGAGGGGAGAGAGGCUAAAGAUUCUGACCCCGGCUCUCCAAGGAGGUGUGACAUCAUCAUCAUCUCUGGCCGGAAAGAAAAGUGUGAGGCUGCCAAGGAAGCUCUGGAGGCAUUGGUUCCUGUCACUAUUGAAGUAGAGGUGCCCUUUGACCUUCACCGUUACGUUAUUGGGCAGAAAGGAAGUGGGAUCCGCAAGAUGAUGGAUGAGUUUGAGGUGAACAUACAUGUCCCGGCACCUGAGCUGCAGUCUGACAUCAUCGCCAUCACGGGCCUCGCUGCAAAUUUGGACCGGGCCAAGGCUGGACUGCUGGAGCGUGUGAAGGAGCUACAGGCCGAGCAGGAGGACCGGGCUUUAAGGAGUUUUAAGCUGAGUGUCACUGUAGACCCCAAAUACCAUCCCAAGAUUAUCGGGAGAAAGGGGGCAGUAAUUACCCAAAUCCGGUUGGAGCAUGACGUAAACAUCCAGUUUCCUGAUAAGGACGAUGGGAGCCAGCCCCAGGACCAAAUUACCAUCACAGGGUACGAAAAGAACACAGAAGCUGCCAGGGACGCUAUACUGAGAAUUGUGGGUGAACUUGAGCAGAUGGUUUCUGAGGACGUCCCACUGGACCACCGUGUUCACGCCCGCAUCAUUGGUGCCCGCGGCAAAGCCAUUCGCAAAAUCAUGGACGAAUUCAAGGUGGACAUUCGCUUCCCACAGAGCGGAGCCCCAGACCCCAACUGCGUCACUGUGACGGGGCUCCCAGAGAAUGUGGAGGAAGCCAUCGACCACAUCCUCAACCUGGAGGAGGAAUACCUAGCUGACGUGGUGGACAGUGAGGCGCUGCAGGUAUACAUGAAACCCCCAGCACACGAAGAGGCCAAGGCACCUUCCAGAGGCUUUGUGGUGCGGGACGCACCCUGGACCGCCAGCAGCAGUGAGAAGGCUCCUGACAUGAGCAGCUCUGAGGAAUUUCCCAGCUUUGGGGCUCAGGUGGCUCCCAAGACCCUCCCUUGGGGCCCCAAACGAUAAUGAUCAAAAAGAACAGAACCCUCUCCAGCCUGCUGACCCGAACCCAACCACACAAUGGUUUGUCUCAAUCUGACCCAGCGGCUGGACCCUCCGUAAAUUGUUGACGCUCUUCCCCCUUCCCGAGGUCCCACAGGGAGCCUAGCUCCUGGCUCUGUGUGCGGCCGCUCCUCCAGGCCUGGCCGUGCCCGCUCAGGACCUGCUCCACUGUUUAACACUAAACCAAGGUCAUGAGCAUUCGUGCUAAGAUAACAGACUCCAGCUCCUGGUCCACCCGGCAUGUCAGUCAGCACUCUGGCCUUCAUCACGAGAGCUCCGCAGCCGUGGCUAGGAUUCCACUUCCUGUGUCAUGACCUCAGGAAAUAAACGUCCUUGACUUUAUAAAAGCCAAA
This is a messenger RNA of Pan troglodytes (chimpanzee), 4627 nucleotides long. RefSeq names its product high density lipoprotein binding protein (gene HDLBP). The record is from RefSeq and is a predicted model, not a curated record. Gene Ontology annotation, molecular function: mRNA binding. The transcript has 28 exons. NCBI's taxonomy places the organism in Eukaryota, Metazoa, Chordata, Mammalia, Primates, Hominidae. The coding region runs from base 432 to 4238 and encodes 1268 amino acids.